Bemisia tabaci is the source of this 3689-nucleotide messenger RNA. It is a transcript of the gene ifc, whose product is annotated as delta4-sphingolipid-FADS-like protein ifc. The record is from RefSeq and is a predicted model, not a curated record. Lineage: Eukaryota; Metazoa; Arthropoda; Insecta; Hemiptera; Aleyrodidae. Gene Ontology annotation, cellular component: membrane. Gene Ontology annotation, biological process: ceramide biosynthetic process. Gene Ontology annotation, molecular function: sphingolipid delta-4 desaturase activity.
UUGAAGUGAGGUUAUGUUUAUAUUAGGGCGCUGUGCUGUCAGUGUCGGGAAAAUUUUUAUAGAUUCUUAUCAACCGGUUAAAUGAUAAACAGCUUGAAUUAGUCAUUUGUUUAGUGAUCAUUUUAUUUUUUCCCUUCUCGAAUUAGGUGUUUUCUCAGCUGGCUCAACAUUGUAACCAUCAAAAGUAAAUCAUGGGGGCCCAUGUCUCCCGAGAGGAUUUUGAAUGGUCCCAUAACGAAGAACCCCAUGCAAGCCGCAGAAAAAUAAUUUUAGCCAAGUAUCCACAAAUCAAGAAGUUGUUCGGUUAUGAUCCCAUGUUCAAAUAUCAAGUCAUUUUUCUAGUCUUUCUUCAGUUCGUGACAAUGUAUCUUAUUAAGGACAAAUCUUGGACCUUUGUUCUGAUUCUUGCAUACUGCUUUGGAGGGGUAAUUAACCAUGCCCUCAUGUUAGCAAUUCAUGAAAUGGCUCACAAUUUAGCCUUUGGUUAUUCACGGCCGAUGGCAAAUCGAAUCCUAUCGCUGUUUGCAAAUUUUCCCAUUGGAUUGCCUUUUGCCAUUACCUUUAAAUUUUAUCACCUUGAGCAUCAUCGAUAUCAAGGUCAAGACCAAGUUGAUACGGACAUUCCUACAUCUCUUGAGGCUAAAUUAUUUUGCACAACAUUUGGAAAAUUUGUAUGGCUUGCUCUUCAACCUUUUUUCUAUGCCUUUCGACCAAUGGCGGUGAAACCAAAAAAACCUACUUUGUUGGAAGCUGUGAAUGUUGUCAUUCAAUUGACAGUCAAUUUUCUUGUGUAUUAUUAUUUAGGUGGAAAAAUGUUAGCAUACAUGUUGUUGGGAUCAGUAAUGGCAAUGGGACUUCAUCCAGUGGCAGGACACUUUGUAUCAGAGCACUACAUGUUCAAGAAGGGUUUCGAGACUUACUCCUACUACGGCCCGCUGAAUAGAGUCACAUUCAAUGUAGGAUACCACAAUGAGCACCAUGACUUUCCGGCCAUUCCUGGCUCUAGACUGCCAGAGGUGAAAAAAAUUGCUCCUGAAUUUUAUGAUACCAUUCCUCAGCACCAUUCAUGGGUCUCAGUUCUCUAUGACUUUGUGAUGGAUCCGGAUAUUGGUCCAUAUGCUCGCAUCAAACGAAAACAGCGUGAAUUAGCUUCUUAAAUUUUAUACCAUCAGAUAUUGAAAACAGUUUUGUUCUCGGACAGAAAUUCUUUCAAAUUCAGUCAUAUUUAUCGUUCCUAUCUUUGAUUUCAAAUGGAAACCGAUGUGUAGAGCAAUUUUUCUUAUCUUUUUUGGAUAAGCUUCUGUAAAAACGCUAGAAUAUUGCUGACAUUGAAUGAAAAACUUAAUAUUUUUUUUUGUAGGAAAAUCAGAAAAACGCACCAAUGAGUUUAGAUGUGUAUGUUAAAUGAUACUUUUAAAAAGCAAAUGAAUACUUCUCUUAGAAAAAAAAGUCAAACUUGUGUAUCUCAUUGACAGUCCUUAAAUCUUGUCUGUGUUUAACAUUUAGGCUCUUCAUCCACCUUUCAAACGCCAUAUCUUAUUCAAAGUUUUUCAUGAAUCUAAUUUGUAUGUUUUCUUCUUACAAGGCUGAACAGUUGUGUAUUUAAGACUGAAUUGUAAGUGAAAAUUCUUUGUUACUGAGUCCUUGUAAGUAGCAUCUCCAGCAAAAAGCACCUUUCUCUCUAAGUUCAUUGCUGUAUUCCAAAAGCACCAUUAAUAUACCAUCGCCAUUCAGUCGCUUGAUAAGUAUGUAAUUCUAAUCUCAGAUUUCAAUUGUCUUUACUCAUCAGAUUUUUCCAUAUUCUCCAUUGCUCAAGCAGCUACAGCAGUAUUUUUGAUUAACUUGAACUAUAGAUUUUAAUAAGAAGAUGCAGAUUACCAAUUGCGGUAAAAUUCUUUGCCAGGAAUUAAAAAAUAACUGUCCUUUGGGCAGUUGUUUUGCGCUCCCCCAAAUGCAGGAAAAUCUGUCCAGUGGUCGACCUGAUGGAGAAAAAAAAACUGCUGCAAACAGACAGACUCACUACAAAUUUUAUGCAUUUAUCGAUGCAUGGUGAAAGAAAAAGAAAUCAGGAUUAAGGUGGAAAUUUUCAGGCACUUAGAGUGAAAGGUAUGUCCUUUCCCUACAAAAUAUGCAUAAUAUCAACCGAUUGAGUUGUCCUUAUUUAUUGUAUUACUUUAGUUUAAUUCUUGCAAUUAUGAACAUUGCUUUACUCACUUUGUAAAUUGCUUUUUGUAAAUUCAUAUCCUAAGAUUUUUCAAAUAAUAACGCAUUAUUCUAUCUAAGAAUCAGACUGAAUGGACUCACAGUUCCAAUCGUAAAGUAUAUUUUUGAAGCUGUAUUUGUAUCUUUGAAAAUAAUUCUACUUAGUUUCUUUUCUCGAAUUCCAAGGGAAGUAAAUGGAAAGAGGAAUUAUGUUAUUUUCUAGAAUUUAUUUUUGUGGUUUAUUUUGAAAACAUAUUUUCACUGCUUUCACAAUAAAACAGGGUUGCCAGCGACCCGGAAAACCGGAAAAGUCAGGGAAUUUGUGAGGACCAGGAAAAGUCCGGGAUUUUCUAACACAUCUACUAAUCACGGAUCUUCCAGCUGCUCACCUUUUCUUGUCAUGUUUAAGGCUUACCAUCUUUUAUCUAUCUGUUUAAUGCAUUUUUCUAUAAUGUGAUCUCUAAGUAACCAAGGAAUUUUGUCCUUUAGCGGAAGUUAGUGUGUAUAAAUAAUUUUGUUCAAAGGUCAGGGAAUUAGAAAAUUUCAGAGUCAGGAAAAAGCAAAAACAGUCAGGGAAGAAUCAGGCAAAGUCAGGGAAUUUGAAAAUGAAUAAAUUAUAGUAGCCUUGUAAGAUAAACUAAUCAUUGAUUUUUUUUCUCUGUCUUUCACAUUUAAUCGGCUCAUAAACUUAGGCACAAGUUGUUAGUGCGUGAAUCCAUACUCACCCUAAAAUUCUUUAUUAGUAUUAUUUUUACUCCAAAGUAUGGGUUAACUUUGAAGUCUUAAAGUGGAAGAUUCUGGAAGGUCUAGUGAAAAUAUGCUAGUAAAAUUCAAAUUGUAGGGAGGAAUAAAUGGCACUUUUUGUUGAAGUCUAAAAGACAGUUAUUUUUCAAGAUUCUCUAAUAGUAAGCCUUAUUCUAAAGAAUAAUACCUUUCUUUUUAGCUCUCUUUAUUAACCUGCCGCCUGCCUCAAACAAGAUACAAAAAUUUAAAAUUUAACAAAACCAAUCUGACUCUCUCUACGUACGAAAUUUUAAAAAUCAGUUCUGACACAUUCCAUUCUAGCUUCCUUGGAAGUCUUUUUACAGUCUAAUCAUGUGCAGGGAGCUGUUUAAUAACUAAGUAACUACCUACUUACCUUGCUUUCUUUUUUUUCCUCGUGAUUUUUUUCCCUAAAAUUAUACUUACCUUCCUUUAUAUUUUUUGUUUUUACUACACCUGUUUUAUCAAGAAAUUUAUUCCAUUAAGCAUUCAUUUAUAUGCUCUGAAAUACAUUUAAGUUGCAUCACAUACUUACAUUUACUUCCCUGUUUUCUCAUUUUUCUGAUUAGGUAAUUUGCAAAGCCUCUUAGAGGCUUUUGGUGAGAGCGAUUUUAGUACUCAAUGAACCGAAGGUUAAACUAAAUUUACUGCUCAGAAGUCUGAUUUUGCAGAAUAAACUGUGAAUGUGUAAUUGCCUCCAAUAAAAUGUUGUUGAAUUUAUUCUA